Molecule: messenger RNA, 1565 nt
Organism: Lagopus leucura (white-tailed ptarmigan)
Lineage: Eukaryota; Metazoa; Chordata; Aves; Galliformes; Phasianidae
Product: speckle targeted PIP5K1A-regulated poly(A) polymerase-like
Exons: 2
Source: RefSeq, a predicted model, not a curated record
GUUCCCUCCUGCCCGAAUUCUUCCACCUCUUCGCCUCCUUCCCCUUCUCCACACACUUCCCCUCCCUUCGCCACGGCCGCCCGCUCCCCCUCUCGGCUGCCGCCCCCCUCCUCAAACGGACCCCCCUCACCCUCCCGGAUCCCUUCGAACUCGACCACAACGUCGCCUCCAACGUCAGCCCCAGAGCAGCCCUGCGUUGGAGCCAGAGCUGCCGCGCGGCCGCCAAAUAUUGCCGCAGCCUUCAGUACAGCCACAAAUCCACCAAGGGCCGCUCCUGGGGUUUGCUGCGUCUCUUCCAACCCGGCGCCGUGGAACCGGGAGCCGGCGGCGCCUCCGCUUUCCUCAUCCCCAUCCCGUUGGGUGGCGGAGGCGGGUUGAAGGAAAUCCGCGCCGCCGUCCUCUUUGUGCUCAGGGACGUCCUGCGCUGUGCUGUGGGGCCGAGGGAGGGGGGCAGGGGGCAGAGUGGGGCGGACCAGGGGCUCUCGGAGGGCUCUGAACGCUUGGAGGAGCCCAAAUCGCAAGACCCCAAAGUCGUGGGAGCUCCUGGGACAGACCCCAAAGUCCUGGAGGACCCCAAAGUCUUGGAGGACCCCAAAGGUUUGGGAGCGCCUGGAACAAACCCCAAAGUCCUGGAGGACCCCAAAGUCGUGGGAGCUCCUGGAAUGGACCCCAAACCCAUGGAAGUUUCAGGCACGGAUCCCAACAUAGCGGAGCUGCCCCCACCCGUGGGUUCCAAACGUCCCCAACCCAAAGGGAUGAACAGCGCCGCAGCCCUGGCCACCAAACGGCAGCGGGUGAAUGAGGAUGAGGAGGAGGAGGAGGAGGAGGAGGAGGAAGCAGCGCGGUGGAGCUGCGCCGUGUGGCACCGCGUGUGGACCGGGCGCCGUCGCCUCCGCCGUCAGCUGCAGCACCGGGAUGGCACCAAUAGGGGCCAUGGGGACACGAGGGGUCCCCAAUGUGAGGCUGGGGGCACCAGUGGGCUCCAUGGGGUGGUUGGCACCAGUCGGCUCCAUGGGGAGUCCAGUAGGGGCCAUGGGGACACCAGUGGGUCCCGAGGUGGGAAUGGGGGCACCAACGGGGUCCAUGGGGACACCAGUGGGCUCCAGUUUGGGGUUGGUGGCACCAGUGAGCUCCAUGGGGGCACCGGUGGCAUCCAAUGUGGGGAUGGGGACAGCAGUGGGUUCCAUGGGGCUGAGGACAGGCAUGAGCUCCGAAGUGGGGACACCGAUGGGUCCUGUGGGGACGAGGACCCCAACGAGCUCCAGGACCCCAACGAGCUCCAGGACCCCAGCGGUUCCCCCGAGGACCUGGACUUGGAGCAGAAGGUGACAGCCGCCAUCUUGGAGCAAAAUGGCGCCUCUCGACCCCCGGAGCCGCUGCUCCGUUUUGACGCCGACGUCCGGCUGACAGCGGGGGGACAGCGGGCGCUGCUCCGCCUGACCCCCAUCCCAGGGCCUGGGCCACUUUUUAGGGAUUUUUUCCAUUUUUUAAGGGUUUUUCUGCCCCCGAUGGCGCGGAGGAGGAUGGGGGUGGAGGAGUGGGGCAAUAAAUGAGUGAUGUUUGGA